Fulvia fulva is the source of this 1266-nucleotide messenger RNA. RefSeq lists its product as uncharacterized. The record is from RefSeq and is a predicted model, not a curated record. The coding region runs from base 1 to 1266 and encodes 421 amino acids. NCBI's taxonomy places the organism in Eukaryota, Fungi, Ascomycota, Dothideomycetes, Mycosphaerellales, Mycosphaerellaceae. The transcript has 3 exons.
AUGCCACAAGAUCUGUUUAAGUGGGAGGAUGGUGGUACCUUGAAGCACCACUGCCCCAUCUGCCAAACGCCACUCUCGCACGACAAAUGUCGAACUACCUGCCUUGGUACCCAUGUCGAAUGGUGCCAUCGCUACCACUCCCUCUUCCGCAAGAACUGGUCUUCCCGCUGCGCAGCUUGCAAGACCACAGACGAACAGCAUGAAAAGCGUCACCGCGAGAUCGCCGAGAUCCUGGCCAAGAUCAAGAAGCUGCAACAGGAGGAGGAAGCGGCCGCAAUGGAGCUGUUGCGUUCGCCAGCUACACCGAAGACACCACGCACUCCGCUCACAGCCAAGGCUCUCAACACAGUCGAUGGUCGAGGCCAGGUACCGCUUGAGACUCCCAACAAGAUCUCCAAGAAGGACAGAAAGGCGACCAAGAAAGCGGCCAAGGCUCUCCACAGGGACAAGGUGGUUACCACCGCUGACAUCAAGUUCGUUGCCAUGACGUUGCAUCCGCAAGGCGAGAAGCUGGAGGUCGACGAGGCCGAGAUGGAAGGACUAGGCGAGGAUCUGGACAUCAAGAUGAAUCUGAAGUUCACUAGCAGCACCUGCAAUUCGAAAUCAGCUCGCCACGACUUCAUCGUCAAGGAUCGAGAGCAUCUCAAGAUGGACGAUCUCGAAAUCGACAGACUCUUCGACAUUCUCGAUGUCGACAGACACGCCGAAGGGAAAGCAGGGGCGCUCGUCACAGAGCUGACGGAAGCCAUUAGAAAUGACUUCAUGCACUGCAACGACGAGCUCAAGAUUGUGUCUAGAAACAGGGCUGGCUUUUGGCGUUGGGCGAACAAGCGUGUCUAUCGCGACCUCGUCGACAACGGCAAGCACUGGGACGAUAAGCACAAGCCGUACGAUGCGACUCCCGAGGAGCGUCGCGAUAGUGCAACAUCCGCAGAUGCCGACAUCGAGGAUGACGCGAGCGCAUCGCGGCAGGGCAGUCUCGACUCGAGCGUAGCCGACUCUGCUGCCACCUUGCUCACAGUGCCAUCCACCAAAUCAUCGGCCUCGAACAAGUCUGCUCCAGCCCUGACAAUGUCGACACCGCUGAACAAGAAGAUGACCUUUGAAGGCGAAGGCUGGUCCAGAGUCGGCAAGAAGGUCGUCAAGGCUCCGGUCGGUAAGCUCACUUUCUCGUCGAAUGGUGGCCUUCAUCGUUUCCAGCCCAAGCCGAAGGGCGCUUGGGGUGCAUUGGCGAACUCGAAGCACGACGAGCAGGAUAGCGAUUAG